GUUUGUGUCACCUUAACACUUUUUAAUGAGCUCAUUACUGCAGCUGCACUCUGUUUAUUUCUUCUUCUCUCCUCCAGAUCAACCAGUCUGAUGUUUUCAGCAGAGCACAUGAUGUUGACAGAAGCUGUCACAGAUGAUGUAACAUCCAGGGAUCGCAGAAGCAGCUUUGGACUUAUCCCUCCUCUGAUGUCUGAGCUGAGGGUUGUUCUGCUGGGGGACAGCUGGUCUGAGAGGAGUUCAGUGGGGAACUUCAUACUGGGAGAGACUGUGUUCAACACUGAGGAAGAACCAGACUGCUGUCUGACAGUCAGAGGACGGAUUCAGGAGAAAAGAAUAGUUCUCAUCAACACACCAGAUCUGCUGCAUCCAAACAUCACUCAACACAAACUGACAGAACAUGUAGAAACCUGUGUGAGACUCUCUGAUCCUGGACCUCAUGUGUUCCUGCUGGUUCUACAGCCUGAAGACUUCACUGAGCAACACAAGAAGAGACUACAAUCAGUCCUUGAACUCUUCAGUGAUCGAUCAUUUGAUCGUUCAGUGAUUAUGAUAUCAACACAAAGAGAGAAGAGUUCAGGUUUCAUGGAGAAAUAUGAGGAACAUCCACAGUUAGGAGACAUGAUCAGAAAAUGUAGAUCCAAGUUAUUUUGUCAGAAGAACCUUAAACGUCCAGAGCUGUUAGAGAUCAUGGACCUAAUUGUGAAUGAAAACAAUGGAGGUCAUGUGAGCUGUGAAGUAUUUAAAGACACAACACCUGAUUUACCGCGUGAACAUGGAAACCUGAAACAAGAGGAAGCACACAUGAUCAGCUUUAAAACUAUUAGAGCUGUUGGGUCGAAAUAUCUCUGGGAUCCAGCAAAAAACAUCAUCAACUUGGUCAGGCCUCAGACAUCACACACUCUAUCACCACCUGAAUGUACAGACAACCAGUUCUCUGCACUGAGGAUUGUGCUGGUGGGGAAAAAUGAAAACAAAAAGACAAAACUUGGUAACUUCAUUACUGGGAAAGAAGAAUUUCAUUGCCAAAAAAAUCCCUCCUGUGUGGCCGCCUGUGGAGAGUGGAGAGGAAAACCAUUGACUGUAGUAAAAACUUCAGAUAUCUUCAGUCAGUCUGAGCAGACAGUGAGAGAAGAAGUGAAGAGAUUAAUGAAUCUGUGCCUCCCCGGACCAAAUGUUCUGCUGCUGUUAGUGAAACCUUCUGAGUUCAGUUUAUAUGACAAAGAAAGACUGAAAUUCAUCCUGAGUUUGUUUGGUGGAGAUGCUUUUAAACACUCCAUGGUCAUCAUCACACACAAGGAGAAAAAAACACGUUUCACUGUGAAUCAGCUCCUUGAAGACUGUGGAGGAAGAUACUGCAACAUGUUUGACAACGACCACAAACAGUUGAUGGAGAAGAUUGAGAUAAUUGUUCAUGAAAACAGAGAAACCUUCUUCACCUUCACUGAAGAGACCAGAAAACCAAAGUAUUUAAACCUGGUUCUGUGUGGGAGGAGAGGAGCAGGGAAGACUUCAGCAGCCAAGGCCAUUUUAGGUCAGACAGAGCUUCAUUCAGUCUCCAGCUCAUCAGAGUGUGUUAAACAUCAGGGAGAGGUGUGUGGACGUUGGGUUUCUCUGGUGGAGCUGCCUGCCUUGUAUGGAAAACCUCAGGAGGCAGUGAUGGAGGAAUCAUUUAGGUGUAUCUCCCUCUGUGAUCCUGAGGGUGUCCAUGCCUUCAUCCUGGUCCUACCUGUGGGUCCCCUCACUGAUGAUGACAAGGGGGAGUUAAAGACCAUCCAGAACACAUUCAGCUCUCGAGUCAAUGGCUUCACCAUGAUUCUGUUCCCUGUGGAGUCAGAUCCUACAGCUCCAGCUGUUGUUGACUUUAUAAGAAAGGACAGAGACAUCCAGGAGCUCCGUCAGAGCUGUGGAGGAAGAUAUGUUGUUCUCAACAUCAAGAACAAGCAGCAGAUCUCUGAGGUGUUGGAUACUGUGGACAAGAUGAGACAAUCUGAGAACAAACCAUGUCGCUAUACAACAGAGACCUUUGCUCAUGCCCAGAAGGAUAAAGUCAUACAACAACAAACUGAACUUGAGAGGCUGAAAAAGAAGAACAUGGUCACUUGUGAUGAUGAGAAACAGAGCUCAGAGUGUGUCAGGAUUGUUCUGAUAGGGAAGACCGGCUGUGGAAAGAGCUCUUCAGGAAACACCAUUCUGGGAAGAGAAGAGUUUAAAGCCAAAUCAAGUCAAACAUCAGUCACCAAACAAUGUCAGAAAGUACAGAGUGAAGUGGACGGUCGUUGUGUCGUUGUGGUCGACACUCCUGGUCUGUUUGACACAACUUUGUCCCAUGAACAGGUUAAUGAGGAGAUGGUGAAAUGCAUCAGUCUUCUGGCUCCAGGACCACAUGUCUUCCUGUUGGUGUUACAGAUUGGCAGAUUCACACCAGAAGAGAAGGAGACAUUAAAACGCAUCAAGGAAGGUUUUGGGAAAAAUUCUGAAAAGUUCACCAUCAUUCUUUUAACAGGAGGAGACAAACUACAGCGUGACAAGCUGUCCAUUGAAGAAUACAUUGAGACGGAAUGUGAUGAUUCCUUUAAGAAGCUGAUUGAUGACUGUGGAGGAAGAUACCAUGUGUUCAAUAACUUUGAUGAACAAAACCACACACAAGUCAGUGAGCUGAUAAACAAGAUUGACUCCAUGGUGAAGAAAAAUGGUGGCAGCUGCUUCACCAAUGAGAUGCUGCAAGAGGCCGAGGCAGCAAUAAAGAAGGAAGUGGAGAAGAUCCUGAAGGAGAAUGAAGAGAUGAAGAGAGAGAGAGAGGAGUUUGAAAGAAAACAUGAAGAAGAAAUGGAAGCAAUGAAAAAACAGAGAGCAGAGAUUGAACAGGAGAGAGAACUGAGAGAGAAACAACUUCAAGAAAAGGAGGAAAACAUAAAUAAAGAUAAAGAACAGAGAAGGAAAGAACAGGAAGAGAGAGAAGAAGAAGACAACAAGAGGAGAGAACAGGAAGAAAAGCAACGAAAGGAGUGGGAACAGAAACUUGCAGCUUUGGAGAAAAAGAUAAAAUCAGAAUCAGAGGAAAAAGAAAUCAUUGAUAAAAAGCUGAUGGAGAACAGAGAAGAAAUGAGAAAAGAACGAGAGGACUGGGAGAAGAAACAAAAAGAAAUGUGGGAGAAACAGUAUCAAGAAGAUGAAAAGAAAAGGCAGGAGGAACAGAGAAGAAUAAAAAAGCUCCAAGUAGAAUAUGAUCAGGAAAGAGAAGAAUAUGAAAAGAAAAGAAAAGAACAUCAAAUCAGAAGAGAAGAAGAGGAGAAAGGGAGAAAAGAAUUAGAGGAAAACUAUAAGAAAAAACUGGAGAAUAUGAAGAAGAAAUAUGAAGAUGAAGCCAGAAAGAAAGCUGAAGAGUUCAAUCAAUUCAUUGCAGCUCAGAAGAAAGAGCACAAGGAACAACUGAAAGACAAAGAUGAGCAGUAUGAUCUUUUACAGGCACUAAAAGCCAACAAUGAAAAACAGCAGAGGAAAAAACACCAAAAGGAAAUCAAUAAUCUAGUGAAAUGUGUGACAGAAAAGAGAGAAAUUCUGAAAAAAGUCAAAGACUUACUGAUAAAACAUGAAAACCAAAUGAAGACUGUGCCGAAUGAGAAAAGAGAAAACCUGCUAAGAAUACAAGAAGAAGAAAUAAGUAACUUGAUACAUGAACUUUUGGAUGACAUCACAGCAUCUAAAGAGGCAAAAAUAGAAGAGAAGUCAUCUUACUGUUCCAUUUUAUGAGGUGAAUCCCUCUCGGCAUCUCUGCCCGAAAUGAUAUCUGACAAUG
Messenger RNA from Scomber scombrus (Atlantic mackerel), 3796 nucleotides. Its product is annotated as GTPase IMAP family member 8-like. NCBI's taxonomy places the organism in Eukaryota, Metazoa, Chordata, Actinopteri, Scombriformes, Scombridae. Gene Ontology annotation, molecular function: GTP binding. The coding region runs from base 91 to 3750 and encodes 1219 amino acids. The record is from RefSeq and is a predicted model, not a curated record. The transcript is spliced from 7 exons.